Monoraphidium neglectum is the source of this 360-nucleotide messenger RNA. RefSeq lists its product as hypothetical. The transcript has a single exon. Lineage: Eukaryota; Viridiplantae; Chlorophyta; Chlorophyceae; Sphaeropleales; Selenastraceae. The record is from RefSeq and is a predicted model, not a curated record. Bases 1 to 360 code for a protein of 119 amino acids.
AUGGCGAUCCGCCGCCCCUCGGCCCUGCUGGCCGGCGCGGCCUUCCUACUGCUCGCCACCGUCGCCACCGCCGACCCUUACGGCUGGGGCGGCCGCCGCAACGGCCCCUGGGGCCCGCCGGCGCCGGUGAACCCCUUCAUCCCGCCGAUCGCGGCGCCCUUCGUCCCCCCUUUCGUGGGCGUCCAGGUCGGCCGCCCCAUCUACGCCUCGGGCUACGGCGGCGGCUGGAACGGCGGCGGCGGCUGGGGCGGCGGCGGCAACUGGGGCCGCGGCGGCGGCUGGGGCCACGGCGACCGCGACGGCGACGGCGACCACGACCACUGGGACCACCACGUGGGGGGCGGCGGCCACUGGCACUAG